This is a messenger RNA of Dracunculus medinensis (Guinea worm), 876 nucleotides long. The record is from the annotation of a GenBank genome assembly. NCBI's taxonomy places the organism in Eukaryota, Metazoa, Nematoda, Chromadorea, Rhabditida, Dracunculidae.
AUGAACUUUAAUCCAAAUGAAAGAAGUGGUCGAGGAGAAACGCUUAUUAUUGCAACUGUAAAAUAUAUAUCAGACAUUACAGUUCAGAUCACAUUAUUUAUAGCUUAUGAAAGGAACUAUCAAUUGAGAACAAGUACGAUGAUUAUUAUUUUUCCAUUUUUGAUAAUUUUAUAUUUUAAGAUUCGAUAUUUAAAUUUAUUAGUAAGAGCUGGAUGUGAUGCAUCAGAACCUGAUCUUAAACAUAAAAGAACACCUUUAAUGUUUGCUUGUAUCGCUAAGAAUGAACCACUUGUGCAUUUCUUCAUCGAGUUGAAAGUGGAUCUCAAGCGAUCAGAUCGUUUAGGCAAUACAGCGUUAAUGUAUGCGGCCAUAUUUGGUCAAAAAAGUAUCGUUGCACUAUUGGUAACUUCUCUAACAAAACAGUGGAGCUUUGAUCUGUUUCGAGCAAAAAAUUUGAUGGGAUACACUGCUGAACAGUUGGCUGCUAAAAAUGGCCAUUAUACUUGCGCAAACAUGCUUAAGAAAGAACGAUUGCAAAUGCUGAACCGAAUGCAUCGCCAGCUGGCACUAAUUCAUUUUAGUGCAUCGGUUAAAGGAUGGAACCACUAUGGAGCCAUCUAUAAGAACAAGAAUAAUGUGAAGUCAGAGAAUGAUUUGUAUCGUGAAUCAUAUUACACUAAAGCAGUUAAAAGUGAUUCAGUACAAGAUCUAAUGAAGAAUGCAACUCGCAAGGACAAAUUUCAGCAAGUUCACGAUGGACAGUUCAGUCGGGAAAUCUAUCUGCCGCCACUAAAUUCAGCAGAGUUACGCAGUAUUCAUGUUGUAUCUCAAAUCGUUGAAGACAUUCAUUCGUUAAACAUUUCCUCUAAUGGUUAA